CACGUGCGAAACAGAGACGCAGACAGAGGCAGAGCCUGGCUUCCUGCUGUGUCGACCGGUGCGGUCGUCCAUGUCGCGACAAGGAAGCAGGGCAUCAGCACGGCUGAGCAAAAAGGCGGAUGCAGUCACUGCCGCACAUCAAGGAGGCAGGCGAAAUUCGACCGGUGGUGCUUUGAUGGAAAUCGAUGAGAACGAGGCAGAACGGCAGGUCUGCGGAGAGUCUGCUGAGGUCUGUGAUGACGUGGGUGACACUGUAGUAGGAGUUGUAGACCCGUCUUCGGCAACGACAAGCACAGCUACUGGACCUAGUCGCACAUUCACCCUGCCCGUUGUGAGCGUUUCGCAGGACUACGAAUCGUGGGAUGUUGUUGACAUAGGGUUUGGGAGCGACGAUGAGGAAGACGAGGAUGACGACGGCACUGGGGAGCCACCAAUUCUUGGAGGUGUAAGUGCGUCGCCUCAAGCUGGAAAGCAAAGCGAGGCACUGCUAGAUGAAAAGCGCAACGACGGAGUUGUGGUACAAUCGCUCUCUCUGCCAGCCGCUUUUCUUGGCGGUGACAAGUCUCCCCGAGCAGGAAGCGCAGGCGGGCAGAGCAAUGAUGCAGGAGAUGGGGGACGACCACUGCAACAAGGAGCAAAAUGUAAACCACCAGGACCACGAGAAGACCAGUCCUCUAAAGAAGAAAACGAGGAUGAGGCUGAACGAGAAGAUGCUUUUAUUGUUUCGAAAGUUCGAACUACCUACAGAACCUUCGGGGUCGACGAUAUUCGUAUUACGCUGAUAGAAGGCACAGACGAGGUGGUCGUGUCUUUAUGCGGUGCGCGGCCCUUGUGGACAGACUUAGCAGAAAUCGCAGCGGCCAAAGAGUUGGCUGCUCGAGAAGAAGGAACGAGGAGAAUCAUGAAACCAGGUGAACAACAAACAGGGGAACUCGAUCACGAAGGGGACCAGCAGGCGGCGGCGAGGACUCCUUCGUCUCCGAAAGCCGCAAGCGGAAGUGCCUUGUCUCGGACUACAACAGGGACACAAAAUAAAUGUUCAAUUUGUAGUGGAACAAGAGGCACAGCCACAAGGGUGUCAUCUACAUCCAGCGAUCUAGCUAGCACUAGCACACUGUCGCCAGCAGACGAGAUCAUUGGUUGCGACCCCUCAUCGUAUGCAGAUUGGUUAGAAAUUUGUGAUGGUCAGCUCCGCUUGCGCGGAUACGCUGAGAGCCGGCAGCAGUGGGCCUGCCG
Amoebophrya sp. A25 is the source of this 1236-nucleotide messenger RNA. Lineage: Eukaryota; Dinophyceae; Syndiniales; Amoebophryaceae. The record is from the annotation of a GenBank genome assembly.